CGUGAGGUGGGACCUUAAAUCCUAUAAAUACAUCGUCUCAGCUUAUAACUUCGAAGAGAAUUUUAAAAUGCAGAAAGACUUCACAGUACGUGAAAAUAUGACGUUAAAAGUGAAGAUCAGCAUAACUUAUAACGUAUCAUAUUUUCAUUUUUUAUCAGUUGACAAGACAUCGUCAUGGUCCGAAUCAGCGUGUUAAAUGAUGCACUUAAAAACAUGGUAAAUGCUGAAAGAAAAGGAAAAAGACAAGUUCUAAUCAGACCUUCUUCUAAAGUUGUUGUGAAGUUUCUUACAGUUAUGAUGAAGCAUGGUUACAUUGGGGAAUUCGAAAUUAUUGACGAUCAUCGUGCCGGUAAAAUCAUCGUAAAUUUGAAUGGGAGAAUUAAUAAGUGUGGUGUCAUUUCACCUCGGUUUGAUGUCAAAUUAAAAGAUAUUGAAAAAUGGGCAAGUUAUCUCAUGCCUUCUCGUCAAUUUGGCUAUAUUGUAAUGACUACAUCGGUAGGCAUUAUGGAUCAUGAAGAAGCAAGAAGAAAAAACACUGGUGGGAAGAUAUUAGGAUAUUUUUACUGAAAUAAAAUUUAAAUAAAAUA
Molecule: messenger RNA, 587 nt
Organism: Hydra vulgaris (swiftwater hydra)
Lineage: Eukaryota; Metazoa; Cnidaria; Hydrozoa; Anthoathecata; Hydridae
Product: small ribosomal subunit protein uS8
Biological process (GO): translation
Cellular component (GO): ribosome; cytosolic small ribosomal subunit
Molecular function (GO): structural constituent of ribosome
Source: RefSeq, a predicted model, not a curated record